AUGACUUGGCGGGUCAACAAUAAAACUUUUCAGAUCUUGGCGGCGGCCGAGAAGGGUCGAUAUGGGGUAUUGGCGGCGAUCGUCUACAACGUUGAGCACAUUACGGCUUUUGUUCAGGCGGCCGAAAAUCGCAGAUCCCCGUUGAUUCUCCAGUUAUUUCCCUCGUCGCUGGAGCAAACCCCGUCGCUGAUCUACGCCGCCGCCGCCGCAGCGACGAACGCGUCAGUGCCAGUCUCGGUGCAUCUCGACCAUGCGCAGGACUUUGACCAGAUUCGACAUGUCGCCGAUAGCCUUCCAUUCGAUUCCAUCAUGGUGGACAUGAGCCACUAUGAAAAGGAAGAGAACCUCGCCAAGACGACCACCCUCCGCGAAUAUUGUCAUGCACGGGGCAUCGUAGUUGAAGCCGAGACCGGGCGCAUUGAAGGAGGAGAGGAUGGGAUCAUGGGCACCGGCGAUCUUGAAGGGAUUCUCACCAACGCCGAAGAUGUGGAACAGUUUCUCAACGCGGGCGUUGAUUUUCUGGCGCCCAGCGUGAGGAACCUGCAUGGAGACUAUGGACCGAGAGGGCCGCGGUUAGACAUGGAUAGACUCCGGCAGGUUCACCAAGCACUGGAUGGACGCGCGCGUCUCGUCCUCCACGGCACGAACGAUUUCCCACCAGAGCUGUGCCGGGCCUGCGUCGAGGUCGGGGUGACCAAAUUCAACGUGAACAAGCUGGUCCUGGACCCUUGGCAUCAGCGUCUUCGUGAGAACGUAGAUAAGCCCCUGACGCGGCUGAUUGGGGAGGGGAUUGAGUUGCUUACGAGAGAGAUGGAGAAGUGGAUGGAUGUGUUGGGAAGCAGCGGUAAGGCGUAAGGAUGGAAGGUGCGCACCCGCCUCAGGCAG
This is a messenger RNA of Aspergillus homomorphus CBS 101889, 885 nucleotides long. RefSeq names its product class II fructose-bisphosphate aldolase. The record is from RefSeq and is a predicted model, not a curated record. Bases 1 to 855 code for a protein of 284 amino acids. NCBI's taxonomy places the organism in Eukaryota, Fungi, Ascomycota, Eurotiomycetes, Eurotiales, Aspergillaceae. The transcript has 4 exons. Gene Ontology annotation, biological process: carbohydrate metabolic process. Gene Ontology annotation, molecular function: aldehyde-lyase activity; zinc ion binding.